Molecule: messenger RNA, 1217 nt
Organism: Octopus bimaculoides (California two-spot octopus)
Lineage: Eukaryota; Metazoa; Mollusca; Cephalopoda; Octopoda; Octopodidae
Product: histone H4
Cellular component (GO): nucleosome
Molecular function (GO): structural constituent of chromatin; DNA binding; protein heterodimerization activity
Source: RefSeq, a predicted model, not a curated record
UUGUUUUGUAUGUAUAACAGAACUAGCACGUGAAGCUAAAUAAUAUUAAGUGGUAGUAGUUGAAAGGCGAUCGGAGGUUUUUUAUUUUGUUCUGUCUCUGAAUCGAAGCUUUACUUGAUUAAGAAACAUGUCUGGACGCGGUAAAGGUGGAAAAGGACUCGGAAAGGGCGGCGCCAAGCGACACAGGAAAGUGCUGAGAGAUAAUAUCCAAGGUAUUACGAAACCUGCCAUCCGUCGUCUGGCACGAAGAGGUGGUGUGAAACGUAUUUCAGGUCUGAUUUACGAAGAAACCCGUGGAGUUCUCAAGGUCUUUCUAGAGAAUGUCAUCCGUGAUGCCGUCACCUACACGGAGCACGCCAAGAGGAAGACAGUCACCGCCAUGGAUGUCGUCUAUGCGUUGAAGAGACAAGGCAGGACCCUGUAUGGUUUCGGUGGGUAAGCAAUGUGAGCCAUCACUUUUCGGCUGGGUUUUUUAACCUAACAUCUAAUUAUACCCACCAUCUUCCGAACCACUUGAAAAAAAAAAAACUACAUAAACGGCCCUUUUAAGGGCCACAAUAUCAUCCUGUUCGUCUCACAUUACCAAACUCUUUGAUAUGACCUUAAAAAAAGAAAACUUAAUUUUGCCAUUAUUAAAUUUAAAAUUUUCUUCACUGAGAGAAAAAAGCUGUAAAUUUUUGUUCACAUCACGUAUGAAAUAACUCUUUCAUUUAAACUAUUUUUGCCAAUAUCUUUGGAAUCUAUUUUUUUCCUUUAAAUUUAUACCUGAAAAUCGUUAUGGAAAUACAAUAACGACCCCUCCCUUUCUUUUUUAAAUUUUAAUUACACAAAACCUAAGAUGUAUACAUAAAUACAUCGGACGUAUGUGUGUAUAGAAAUAUAUAUAAUUAACAGGUCCUUAUAAAACAUUGGGAAUCUGGAUUAUACGAAGUUUUUCACAACGAAAAAGUAUUUCUUUGAAACCGAAUUCGUUAUGAAAAAUUUCUUAUCAAAUUCGUCAUUCAUAUCUUAACAUUUUAACUUAUCAAAGUAGAGGACUACCUAUUUGUACUUAAAAACUAUUUGCAUACUAUAUAAAGACAUCGGGUACCCUCAACAAGAGGCGAUAUUUAAUUAUAAAUUGUUGUCAGAAAAACCUUUUUAGAAAAUGUGUAAAACUUAUAAAAAAUGGACAAUUUGUUUUCUAUUGUUAAAUAAAUAUUUUCUGUUAAAGUGAA